UCAAUAAUCGAUAUCAUAUCAUCACAUCUUCUGCUCUCUCACGAGAAGAAUACUACUAACUGUGUUGUAAUACCUCAGUGGAGAACAAGAUGAAUCCAUGGAACAUGAGAACUUCCAAGUUACUCUCUCAACAACUUGCUUAUCCUCCUUAUCGCUUGGUAGAAGAGAUUCCAAACAUGGGAAAUUCCAGAAGAUCAAUUCCAUCAUGCUGUGCAGUUGUGUGAGCAAGGAGCCAAGAGGUUCACAGAUGACAAUCUUUUAUGGUGGCCAAGUUCUUGUCUUGGAUGAUAUUCAAGCUGACAAAGCCAAGGACAUCAUGUCUUUUGCCGGCAAAGGAAUGUCUCAAAACCAGAACGACUGUGCUUACACUUUCCCUGCUACAACUUCUGCUACUCCCAGUAGACCAUUCCCUUUUCUUAUGAAUAUCAUUCCAACCACUGCCAAUAAUUCGGUUCAAGACCACCCUCAAACACCAUCCAAACCUGUUAUUUGUGAUCUACCAUUGGCUAGGAAAGCUUCACUUCAUCGGUUCUUGGAGAAAAGAAAGGAUAGAAUUGCUGCCAGAGCACCAUAUCAAACAAGCAAUCACAUGGCAGCCCUUAAUAAGCUAGCUGAAUCCAAGCCAUGGCUCACCUUGGCACCUAAAUCACCACAACAAGACGAAUCUGAUUCUGAUAGCAGCUCCAGCUUUGUGUUAUUUUAACUACUUUUGUUGGACAAGGUGAAGAAGAAUUGUGGUGUCAACAUUUUGAUAAACGGAGUCAACAUUUUAUGGGCUUCUCUAUAGCUCCGUGCUGAAUUUUUGGGAGGGCUAUGAUCAAUGCUGUUGCUCAUGGCUUUACUAUUAUUAUAUUUAAGAGUGUAAUUUAGGGCAAAAAAGUAAUGUAAAUGUAGUUUGGUUAGCAUAGUUUUAGUAAAAUAUUGAAAUCAGUUCUUCUCAAUUCUCAUUAUCACGUGUAUUAUAUGUAAAACUUCGGUUAGGAUUAUCUUUCUAUAUGCUAGCCUGUUUGUUAUGGUUCAAUUGGUUUCCUACUAGUAUGUGAGACACAUUUAGUCAAAUUCCAUCUUUCCAGCGAA
This is a messenger RNA of Glycine soja, 1077 nucleotides long. RefSeq names its product protein TIFY 10a-like. The transcript has 4 exons. Lineage: Eukaryota; Viridiplantae; Streptophyta; Magnoliopsida; Fabales; Fabaceae. The record is from RefSeq and is a predicted model, not a curated record. Gene Ontology annotation, biological process: regulation of jasmonic acid mediated signaling pathway; response to wounding; regulation of defense response. Gene Ontology annotation, cellular component: nucleus. Bases 98 to 703 code for a protein of 201 amino acids.